Molecule: messenger RNA, 2082 nt
Organism: Penicillium soppii
Lineage: Eukaryota; Fungi; Ascomycota; Eurotiomycetes; Eurotiales; Aspergillaceae
Exons: 1
Coding region: 1-2082 (693 amino acids)
Source: RefSeq, a predicted model, not a curated record
AUGUCCGAUAACAACCCUCACCACCCUGGCGUACGCAGCUUGCUAGCCAAAUUCGAAGGCCAGAGCCCCAUCGCCUCCCCACCAUCUCGCGGCCGAUCCCCAGCUGCUUCAGAUUCCUCCGGAACAGCUCGACAACUAUCGAAAGUCCGCGCCAGCUUCGUCACCGUUGAUGGUGUUAUCCAAUCGAAUCCUGCUUCGCCUUUGAGGAAAACAAGUGGGCGCAGUGACAGUCCUGGCAUAUUUGGACCGAAGAUCAAUUCAGUGGAGGCGGAGGCGGAGUCGGGCCGACAGACUAUGGUUUCUCCUACUCCGGCCAGUCCCCUAGAACACACUCAGAAUGCGACUCUAGCACAGAUAAUGGCGGAUAGCCGGCCAAAACAAGACACCAAAACAAAGGGCGAAUUGGAUCAAGCUUCCAAGGGAGAACCUGCGCCACAUACUGAAAGAGCACCGAAAACGCGAGACACUCCCCCGAAGAAGGCAGAGGCUGUCUCUGCUGGACCCAAGUCGGCAAACUCAGACAAUCUCUCACAGAAAUCGGAUCCAUCUGGAAAGAAGCCUUCUUCGGUUGGCUCUGCCCGUAAUGUAGCAAGCAAGCACAGUGCAGCUGCAGCGCCUUCAACUACCAAGUCCAUCCCCAGCAACACGAGCGCCAAACCAUCGGCUCGUGAAGUGGCCAAAGAGCGCUCCAACUCGUUGGCCCACAAGCCGAGCCGUGUCUCGCUGAACCCCAAGCCAAUGGCACGAUCAACCCGCGGUUCAACCCCCGCCCAAGAAACCGCAAAGCCACCAGUCGCAAGUGCGUCCACCAAAUCAGGAAUGAAAUCGCCAACCAGGCCUGCUCGUGUAUCUAAUUCGAUGGCUGCACCAACACAACCAUCUGCCGGGAAGGCGGGAACUGCAGGUGCUCCAAGCACUCGCACCACCACCACCACUACUUCAACCCUUCACCGAAAACCUUCAACCCUGAAGAGCGCAACUGGAGGUCAGCGUGAACCUACUCCUGCCAUGAAUAUUCGCAGGCAAGCAUCACGUCCUUCGCUGCCCGUUCAACCGCCCAAUGAUACCCAGCCUAAGCAAGUCAACGAGGGGUUUCUCGCAAGAAUGAUGCGACCUACGGCCAGCUCUGCUAGAAAAUCCCAGGCACAGGAGGAGGCCGACAUGAAGCCUGCAACAAAGACAGCCGCUGCCACCAAGGCCCCCAGACCCUCGGUUGGAAGAGUCGCAGACCGUAGCGCAUCGCAAGUGAAGCCUAAGAGCACCACUUUGCGACCCCACAGUGAGAAAUCUCAGGCUUUGAACAAGAAUCCCGUGCCACAGAAGGAGGGAUCUAAGCCUCCUCAAAAGGAGCAGGAGAACGAGAAGGAGAAUAUCGCCGAGCCUACGCCAGUCAGUCCAAAGGAAGCCGUCCCAAUGAAGCCCGCUCAGGCAGCCGUUGCGAAACCUGUUGAAGCUAUUGCAGAGCAUGUUGAAGAGCCUGCUGCCUCUACUAAUGUGGAAGUGCCUACCGCAGAGGCCGCCGCUGAGUCAAAUGAAAAGAGAGUGGAAGUUUCUGAGCCCUUCACCGAGGAGGCACCGGCUAAGGAUUCUGCGGACUCCGUCCCAUCCGAGGAAACUCCGGAGGUGCUUGCUAAGACAGACUUUCCUGCUGAAGCCCAUAUCGAGUCCAUUCCCGAGGAAGCUGAAGAAGAGAAGGCCGCGAAGACUGCUGCUACAGAUGAGCCGGAACACCCCAGCCCAGCCCAGCCUAAAGAAACCGCCGAAGAGCCAGUGAUGACUCUGGACUCCGCUUCUGACAAUGAAGCCGAAAUCUCCGAGAAGCAAGAGAUUGUCGUGCCUGAACUCGAUGUCGCUCAGACUUUGGAGUCAAAGGAUGUCCCGGUCGAGGUCUUUGAGAAGAAGGACGAGACAAUCCAUGAGCCUUUGGCGGCGCACAAUAAGAAGAACACGACAGAGGAUGGGAUUUUCGAGGAAAAGUCCAUUGAGGCCAAGUCCGAGGAGCCUAUCCCUGCUGUGCGUCCUGCCACUGAGGCCGAAUCCAGCAAUGUCGCCCUCGACAUUACCAAUCUGGCCUUGAACUGA